Didymodactylos carnosus is the source of this 789-nucleotide messenger RNA. NCBI's taxonomy places the organism in Eukaryota, Metazoa, Rotifera, Eurotatoria, Philodinida, Philodinidae. The record is from the annotation of a GenBank genome assembly.
AUGAGAACUUUAUACAGUGUUUUCUUAAUAUGCACAUUGUAUGGUCCAUUGGUUUUGGCUUUUGAGGACUGUUUUCGUUCUCCCGGCAUAUGCCGCUUACGUCAGACACAUGGUGAUGUUAAUGCUGUACAACCUCAAGUUGUAGAUAAUGUUGAUAAACCUGAUCCGCUUGAGAGCAAACCUUUAGUUAGAAAGAAAGAUCCAGGAUCCAUAGUUUAUGUAGAAGCUACGUCAACUGUGGGCGUUAACUUAGAUGAAUUUGCUAAAGAUCAAGUCACUUUAAAACGCAUAGUAUCAAAAUUAAAAUCUAAGGGUAACAAAUUUUGGAUUAAUCGAGCCAUUCAACAACUAUCGCAAACAAUAAAUAGAUUUAUUUUUCGUACAACGUAUUACACUGAACCAAAAUAUCAAUUAGCAUUACCACCAGUGAAUCAGUGGAAAAUUAAAAUAAAAGGAAAACCUAAACGUGAUCAUUCGAUUGACGCACAUGAUUUUGUUUACGUACAUUAUACAUGGUCAACACAUUUACUAAGUGAUGUGAAUUCACCAGGUAUUAGUGAGCCUAGAUUAGAAAACAUUGGUGGUCAGUGGAUUGAACCAAUUGUUUUACCAGUUGAUCCUUACAAUAUUAUACAAAGAACGGGCUAUGCUUGUAUGAGUGAAAGUACGUAUGUGUUAGACCUAUAUUCUUUAUGUCUUAUACACAAACGGUUGAAUCACAGCGCUUGUAAAUGGGCUAAAUUAUCCCAAAAUGAAUAUGAAGUUUGUGGUUCUUUCGGUCCAUUUUAG